UGGUCAAAGCACCAAAAUGAUAGCUUAACAUGAGCUCAGCAUUUAUCAAUCAUAGACAUAAGCAUUUGCAAUAUCAUUAAUUUCUUUUAAAGCUCCAUACACUAGAUGGCACCAUUGCUGAACUUCAAUUUUAUUUCCUGUAGGAUCCCUGCAAAGAAACAAAAAGGUCAUGAGGAAAGAGCCAGAAAGACAGCCUAUGCGGUACUGCUCGUGGGUCUUUGGGAAUUGUUGAUACCAAGGUUUCCAGGCUUGUUAACGACAAACCUUUUCACGUAUUUACAAACAGCAAGAAGCGAUCUUCCCAUUGUCAAUCAUGCACUAUGCUGUUCCUCUCCUUUUCAACCCUCAAAACGCCGAAUCACGGAAUAUUGUUUAUACCCCAUACACAGAUUCAUAAGAAUCCAAGAAGAAUCUAUUGAUUUUGGCCUCAACCAUACCCGAGUCCGAAACCCAAUCAUUCCUCUCUUUAAUGUUCUGCUUCUUGUCUGUUCUUCAAAAGUUGCGGGCUUUCUCUGUUUCUAAUGUCACCCAUCGUCUUUUUUUCAGAUCUUUUGUCACCUUAUCUAGUUUCUGAUGCGCAAACCGAAGGUAAAGACCAUGUUCUGCUUCAGAAGAACGAUGAUCAUGCUCUGUUUCCUCUUCAUCGUGACGACAGCUCUUUCAGAAAGUCCUGACGAAAGAAGCUGCAUCCUGAAUUUCCCAUUUCCAUCAUCGCCGAACUUUCAACUGACCUGCGGUCAUGGAAACUGGGGCGGAUUCCUCAACAACUGCUGCGGAUCGGCGUUUCCAGGGUACUUAUACGCCCUUGGGAAGCGCGCAAACCGGACAGAUGGGUCUUCCGUAUUCCUGAACUCCAGCCAGCAGACCAGUUGCUUGUCUGAAUUGUCGCGUCACGAGUUGGAUUCAUUAAGCUGCGGGAUCGAGAAGCUGACAGCUGGCGGUGGAGGGUGCUCCGACUACUCGGUGGCGGAUGUGGAGGCGAAUCUGGGAUCGGAGCUAAGGAAUCUAGAACAGGGUUGUUGGUUACGGGAAGGUGGUUCUUCUUCAUGUGGUUCUUGUGUGAGGAUUUGGCGGGGAAUAGGCGGCGGGAGUGGGAGUGAUGUGUGCCGUUUUGCGGUGCUUGUUUCUAUGACUAGCCGCCGGAUUGAUGAUGAAAUUGGUGUGGAGAAGGUUUAUAGUUGCCUGGAACAGCAACGGAAUGAGGAUUUCUCUGGAAAUGAUGGGUCAGCUUCAGGAGCAGGGGAGAGCAAGAGAAAAAGUAGAAAAGAUUUUUGGAUCCUUACUGGAGUUGUCACCGUAGUUAUGGCCUCCCUAAUCAUUGCGAUAAGCAUGUUUACAAUACGAUUCAUUCUGUCAAGGAAACGGGGAACCAACGCAAAUUUGAUCACCAGAAAAAGUGGUUUUCAGGAGAUGAAACUAGAUGAUUACCCGUGUCCGAAGUUCACAAUCAAGGAGAUCUACAACGCUACCAGCGACCUGAGCAUAACCAAUCUCACCGGAGAAGGAGCUGCAGGAAAAGUUUACAAAGGCAUACUACCGAAUACUGGCCAGAAGGUAGCAAUCAAACACAUCAUCAACGAUGGAAAUGCAGAAACCGUGGUGAGGGAAGUCACCAGCUUGUGUCAUGUCAGACAUCCUAAUCUGGUGGCCCUUCUUGGAUGCUGUGUUGGAGACGAUGAGUGUUUCCUCAUCUAUGAGUUCUGCCCCAACGGCAAUCUCUACCAGUGGAUCUUCGGGAAGGAAAAGUGCUUAUCUUGGACCAGAAGGCUCGAGAUUGCAAUCGAUAGUGCACGAGGUCUCUGGUUCCUCCACACAUACUCUGAAGGGCGUAUUGUUCAUCGCGACAUCAAGCCUACGAACAUUCUUCUAGGUCCUCAUUUUGAAGCAAAGCUCUCGGACUUUGGACUGUCGAAGGUUAUGGAAGAUGGGGAUAUUCAAGUAAGCUCUGAAGUGAGAGGGACGUUUGGUUACGUCGAUCCUGAAUACCUGAACAACCGUCAGGUUGAUUCGUCUGGAGAUGUCUACAGCUUUGGAGUUGUGCUGUUGCAGAUCAUCUCGGGAAAGAAGGUCAUCAAUAUGAAUAUGAAAGAGCCACUUCCCCUGCAUAAAAUGGCAAAAGCUUUCACCAAAGCAGAAAGCAUGCUGGAGUUUGCAGACCCUAAGAUGACGGGAGACUACCCUUCUGAAGCUUUCAAGCUUGUAUUUGAGCUGGCAUUGUCGUGCACAGGUAUCAAGCAAGAUAGACCAAACAUGGAGAAAGUUUUAAUCAAAUUAGAACAGGCCCUUGCCUUAUCAACAAAGCAGCAGAAUCCUAUUCCUUCAACCUCACCAGAUCAGAUCUCGGUAUCAGAAAGAUUCGAACAGUCAGAUCUUGAUACAUGACAAAACAAACUCAGGUCAGUCAGGUGAAUGCUCCCAAUGCAGGUAUUCUUCAUUGUAAUGAGCAGAUAGAGAUUCUUGUUCAUAACAUCUAAUGUAAAAAAAAAAAAAGAUACUCAAAUUGAGGUAAGGUUUAAUAACAAUGCUGGGAUUCUACCCAAAAAAAAACAGUGCUGGAUUCUGCAGAGCAUCUACAACAAUCUCAGAUUUCAGUUACCUUUGAAUUCAAUACUUAACUCCAACGGAGUUAAAUGUCUCAUAAUUUCUAACAAUCACUUAACAUCGCGUGUCAAUACAAUAUGUUUAUAUCACAAGCUAUAGCAAUGUGAAGUUCGUGUUUUGCAAUAUCGUAUUCCUAUCAGUAAACUAGUAUACAUUCA
Molecule: messenger RNA, 2759 nt
Organism: Linum trigynum
Lineage: Eukaryota; Viridiplantae; Streptophyta; Magnoliopsida; Malpighiales; Linaceae
Source: the annotation of a GenBank genome assembly